Ostreobium quekettii is the source of this 1323-nucleotide messenger RNA. The record is from the annotation of a GenBank genome assembly. Lineage: Eukaryota; Viridiplantae; Chlorophyta; Ulvophyceae; Bryopsidales; Ostreobiaceae.
AUGAUGAGCAAGCUCAAUGACAUCCUGCACCAGUUCUCCAAGGAGAUGGACAUCGCCGUGGCCAUCUUCGAGGCCCACAGGGCGGAACCGCCCCUCACUCGAAACCAGCCGCCCGUUGCGGGAGCCAUCAAAUGGAGCCGGUCGCUGUUCGCGCGGGUCAAGCACACCAUGAACAAGCUGCUGAGCAUGGAGGUGGACAUACGGGGGGAGGAGGCCGGGCGGGACGUGCACGAGAAGUACAUGGGCCUGGCGCGCAUGGUCAUGGUGUUCGAGAGGGGCAAGUUCAAGGACUGGGCGGAGAGCGCGGACAGCAUCGCCAUGCACCACCUAAAGCAGCCCAUGCUGAGGCGGGACGGGGAGGCGGGGAGGAUAUCCGUCAACUUCCACAACAACCUCACUCAGUUGAUGCGCGAGACGCGUUAUUUGGACAGAAUGGGCUUUGCCAUUCCAGAGGUCGCCCUCAAUGUAGCGCUACAGGAGGACAAGUAUCAUCAGUGUGUGGAGGCGCUCGAAAUCAUGCUUGAGCACUACUACCAGGUGCUGAGCAUGCUGACUCCCGUGGAGCGCAGCCUGAUGAGUCAGAAGCUGCGCCAGCUGGAGCUCGUCCUGGGCCCCGGCUUCUCCCCCCUCAACUGGAACUCCCUGGGCAUCUCCGACUUCGUGGCCUCCUGCAACAAAAAGAUCAACGAAUUCCAGUCGCUGGUGAACCAGGUGCAGAAGAAUUCGUCCAUCAUCGAGAAGGUGGUAACGGGUAUCGCGAACGCGAAAAUCGUGACGGAGCCGCCCGAGGAUGACGAGGUGAUGGACCUGCAGGAGUUCUACGAGCACAUUGAGAAGCACAGGAUCCAGGUGGCGGACCACCUGGUCAAGAAAUAUCGGACGAUAUCCCCAUUGCUUGGGAAGGUCGAGGAGGCUGUGUGCGGGACCAACACGGGAAAGUCGGCCCUCAUGGCCUCAUACUACGACCACUGGGAGGGGCUCAUCUUCCAGGCACUCAAUUCCGUCGUCUUGUCUUCCAUGACGGGGUUCCUGAACCUCGUAAACAAACGCAAGGGGAAGAAGCCGCGGUGCGAAGGUGGGAAGCCCAAGGCGCCGCUCUUCAAGGUGUCGAUGUCCCUGCGGAACCCGGAGGUCGUGGUGCAGCCGCCGAUCAGCGAGGUGAACAAGCUCCUUGGGCGGCUGGUCAAGAACCUGGUGGAGACGACCAAGCCGUUCCUCCGGUGGAUGAGGGGCACCUGCACGGAGGCGCCCCCGCAGCAGACGCGAGACGACGAGGAGCCCUACGUGUUCACCUUCUACUGGGACGUCGCCGCCAACCCGCAG